Messenger RNA from Physella acuta, 372 nucleotides. RefSeq lists its product as uncharacterized. The record is from RefSeq and is a predicted model, not a curated record. NCBI's taxonomy places the organism in Eukaryota, Metazoa, Mollusca, Gastropoda, Physidae.
AUGACUCAAAUCUUCACGCCCAACAAAUUGCACGGCUCCUAUGAUAAUAUAAACCAGUCGUACGGUUCCUCUGACAAUAUAAACCAGUUGCACGGCUCCUAUGAUAAUAUAAACCAGUCGUGCGGUUCCUCUGACAAUAUAAACCAGUCGUACGGUUCCUCUAACAAUAUAAACCAGUUGUACGGUUCCUCUGAUAAUAUAAUCCAGUCGUACGGUUCCUCUGACAAUAUAAACCAGUCGUACGGUUCCUCUGACAAUAUAAACCAGUCGUACGGUUUCUCUGACAAAAUAAACUACUUGUAUGGUUCCUAUGACAAAAUAAACCAGUCGUCUCGUAAUGCAGCAGAAAACGACCGUGUUGUGUAUAAAUAG